Messenger RNA from Myxocyprinus asiaticus (Chinese sucker), 5240 nucleotides. RefSeq names its product DNA-binding protein RFX6-like. The coding region runs from base 390 to 3146 and encodes 918 amino acids. The record is from RefSeq and is a predicted model, not a curated record. Gene Ontology annotation, biological process: regulation of transcription by RNA polymerase II. The transcript is spliced from 19 exons. NCBI's taxonomy places the organism in Eukaryota, Metazoa, Chordata, Actinopteri, Cypriniformes, Catostomidae. Gene Ontology annotation, molecular function: RNA polymerase II cis-regulatory region sequence-specific DNA binding; DNA-binding transcription factor activity, RNA polymerase II-specific.
UUAAUUAAGGCUGGAAGGUGUUAUCUUUCUCAAUUUUUGGAUUAAUGUGAACAUUUACAGGAUUAAUGUUAUAUUUGAGGUGUUUCCAUAAUGCUGCAGGUGAAGAUUUGUUUCUAGUGAGGAAAGAGGGAAAACCAACACACAUAGUUGUCAAAUUGUUUAAAUGUUUUUUGGAGAUUCUCUGUUAAGCUUUGAACAUGUUUAUUAUUCCAGGAAUGGAUAUUUGUGUAACAUUGCCAAAUGUUAGAAUGGACUGUGUCGAUUUUUGAAUGUUUCAACAUGUUAUUUUUUGAGGGACACUUUUUGUAAUUUCACUAGGUGGUUUUAAUUUUGCAUUCCAGUUUUUUUUUUUUUCUUUUUUUUUUUUUUUUGUUAAUGUCUCCUUGAACAUGCCGAUGAAAAGAAAUAUAGACAGUCCAUUGAAAAAUGACACGUUUCAUCAACUACAACCAUCACAGACAAAGAGAGCUUGCAAAAGCACAGAUGACCUCCAUGCGACAAUUUUUAUUGACCAAGAGGAUCUCCGAAAAAACAUGUUUUUUAAAACCAGACUUGAUGAGGAGGAGGAUUCUGGAAUUAAAUCAGAAGCUGAAGAGAGCAACGGAAGCAUAUCCUCUGAAGAUGAUUUGGAUCACCUGGAUUAUUCAAAGACCUUCUCUCUCAAACCAAAUGUGCUAAAGAAAAGCAUCAGUCAGAUCAUCAAGGACAAAAGGAAACAGACGCAGCUUACUUUACAAUGGCUUGAGGACAAUUACAUUGUUUGUGAAGGCGUUUGCCUGCCGCGGUGUAUCCUUUAUGCUCAUUAUUUGGACUUUUGUCGGAAGGAGAAAUUAGAUCCUGCUUGUGCUGCCACUUUUGGAAAGACAAUACGUCAGAAAUUUCCUCUACUUACAACACGAAGGCUUGGAACCAGAGGCCAUUCAAAGUAUCAUUAUUAUGGUAUUGGAAUUAAGGAGAGCAGUGCGUAUUAUCACUCUGUGUACUCAGGAAAAGGUUUGACACGAUUUUCUGGAAGCAAGCUAAAAAAUGAGGGAGGAUUCACCAGGAAAUACUCCCUUAGUUCUAAAACUGGGACGCUUUUACCUGAAUUCCCAUGUGCGCAACAUCUAGUGCUUCAGAAGUCUGUUUCAAAAGACAAGGUUGACACCUUGAUUAUGAUGUACAAAACUCAUUGUCAAUGCAUUCUGGACAAUGCCAUUAAUGUCAACUUUGAGGAGAUCCAGAACUUUCUACUUCACUUCUGGCAGGGAAUGCCUGAACAUCUCCUUCCAUUGUUGGAGAAUCCAGUUAUUGUGGACAUCUUUUGUGUGUGUGACUCAAUACUUUACAAAGUUCUGACUGACAUUCUCAUCCCUGCUACAAUGCAGGAUAUGCCAGAGAGUCUUUUGGCAGAUAUUCUGAGUUUUGCCAAGCACUGGGAACACUGGAUGGUGUCUUCCUUGGAGAAUCUCCCAGACAUACUCUCAGACAAGAAAUUGCCCAUAGCUCGACGAUUUGUGUCUUCCUUAAAGAGACAGACCUCAUUCUUACAUCUUGCACAGAUUGCAAGACCUGCACUUUUUGACCAGAAAGUGGUGACCUCUAUGGUAAAUGAUAUUGAUAAGGUGGAUUUGAACAGUAUUGGUUCUCAAGCGCUCCUUUCAAUCACAAAUGACCAAGAUUCAGACUUCUACUCUGAAUAUGAAUCAAUUUCAGUGUUUCAAGAGCUGAAAGACCUCCUGAGGAAAAAUGCCACAGUAGAGUCUUUUAUUGAAUGGCUGGACUCUGUUGUGGAGCAGAAAGUCAUUAAGCCCAGCAAGCAAAAUGGUCGGCCGGUUAAAAAGCGAGCUCAGGAUUUCCUUCUUAAAUGGAGUUUCUUUGGAGCCCGAGUGAUGCACAAUCUCACCCUAAACAAUGCUACCAGCUUUGGCUCGUUCCACCUCAUUCGGAUGCUACUGGAUGAAUAUAUACUGCUAGCAAUUGAAACACAAUUCAACAAUGACAAAGAGCAGGACCUUCAGAACCUGCUGGAGAAAUAUAUGAGGAAUGCAGAUGCAAUUAAAGCUGCAUUAACAGCCUCCCCGAGUUCCUGUUUUUUGGCCAGUCGGAAUAAAUCUGGUGUGGCACAGAGUGAUUCAACUGUCAAGGAUGAGAACCACCCAGAACAUGAUUUCCUGUUACUGACAGCUGCACAACAAGAACUCGAAACCAAUACUGUUAUGUACCAUGGUACCGAUCCGGACAGCUUCAUUGUAACUGGACAAAUGGAUUACGCGCAGAACAGCGCACCCCUGAUGACCCCUCCGAUCUCUCCGGCUAUGAUCAACCGUAGCAGUGUGAUCAACCAGGGCCCGAUGGCUGUGAGGCCCCAGAGCAGCUGCCCCAUCCAGCCCCAAGUGCCCUGCCAGGCCUUCCCUGAUACCAUGUACCAGAACCUGCCCAAUUUCAGUUCUGGCUCCUACCCCAACCCCUCUUAUUACCAGCCCAUGUUCAGACCACAGACACACACUCCAACAUCAGCCUAUCAAGCUCGUGCUGAAAGCGGACGUUACACGUCCUUCUCUGGGCACCAGCUGGCCAAAGACUGCUUCAGUAGCAACUGUACGGUGUCUCCCUAUAGUUCCAGGGUUUCAUCAACUGGAUACACAUCCACAGGUGACCCUGUGAUGGACAUUGAGGGUGUACAGAUACUGGAUCCUGCAGGGUACAGCUUUGGAGGAAGUGCCGCCAAUGGAGAAGGGUGUUCUGGUCCAGUUUGCUCCAGUACAGGACACAGUGGAUAUUACAGUAGCAGUGGUUAUGUGGAUGCUCAGAGAAUGGGAACAUUGAUUGAUCAGCAUGUGUCAGUUAUCAGCAGUGUGAGCAGCAUUCGUUCUGUUUCAGCAUACACUGAAGUGCACGACCCUCUCAACAUCCUGGAUGAUGCAAGCAGGAAGAAAGCCAGACCCUACUACACUGAACUGUCAUCACUGGGCACACACACUGCAGGAUCCAGCAUAGCCCAUUCCUGCUCUGUGCCUGCAUCCUGCAUGUAUGGAACUGCUGCUCCGUAUCACUCCCAAAACGCACUGCUUCCUCACCAGGCGUCCACUGAGAUGCGAGAAAUGGUGUCCUCCCUGCCACCUAUCAACACUGUGUUUAUGGGGUCAACUGGUGGGCCACCCUGACUGUUACUAAAAUGUGCCUUAUAUUUCGUUCAAUUUCUCUGCUAUAGCAGAUGAAACGUGUUUUAGCUCAUAUGUGUAUCUUUAAACGGUAAAUAUUUAACUGCCAAAUAUAUUGCUGACUGGUAUUGUAUACUGUAUAUUGUAUGACUUCAAUUGGUUUAAAUGUUUGGCAUAUGUUUAAAGUGCUGAACCCUAAGACUGUGAUUUAUAAUAGUCCAAUAAUAAAUUAUUAUUAUUAUUAUUUUUUUUUUAAGGGUUUAUAUUAUAAUGUAAUUUAUCAUUCUUGUUCUCAGUUUAGCAUUCUUGUUCAUUCUCUAAAAUAUUUAAAAAUAUAUAUCUUUUCGUACAUUGCAUUUUGGAGGUCAGAGUGUUUUUUAAAAAUUAUUAUUAUUAUUUAAUGAACUAAAAAAAAAAAUCUACACUGUAAACAUCUAUUUAUUUAUUUCUUUUUUAAAAUAUUCACAUAAUUAAAUGGACCCUGUCUUCUGCCUUUAUUUCCUUGAAAAUGCAUUAAUUCACAAAGCAUGUUUGUAAUAUCGUAAUUAAAAAGAAUCAAAUAAUAAAAGUGGCAGAAGGACAGAAAACAGAAUAAAUAGAGCCGAAUUUGAGGGUGGGACAUUUUCAAACCAAAUGUAUCAUGAGUAAAAGGAAUCUUCAGUUAAGCUCAAACAUUUGUGUCAUAAUGUUGAUUACAACAAAAAAUUAUUUAGACUUGUCCCUUGAAGUCGAAUCGAAGUUGAGGCACUUACAAUGGAAGCGAAUGGGGCCAAUUUCUGGAGGGUUUAAAGGUGGAAAUGUGAAGCUUAUAAUUUUACAAAAGCACUUACGUUAAUUCUUCUGUUAAAACUCAUGUAUUAUUUGAGCUAUGAAGCUGUUUAUAUUAUCAUUUUUAAAGUCAUUUUAGGGUUUGUUGACAUUACAUCGUCAUGGCAAUAAAAUUGUAAAAUUGGCUAUAACUUUACACAGAAAAGGUUAGUAAGUGAUUUUAUCACACAUAUAUUGUUUACAUCUUGUUGUUAUAAUUGUGAAACAAUAAGUAGUUUAACAUUUACAGAUUGGCCCCCAUUCACUUCCAUUGUAAGUGCCUCACCGGAACCCAGAUUUUCAUUUUUUUAAAGAAAAGGAGGGACAAGUUGAAAUUAAUUUUUUGUGGUGAUCAACAUUAUACCACAAAUGCUAUCAACUGAGCUUAACUUGUAUUGAGCCUGGAAUAUUCCUUUAACUUGAUCUUAUCUUACUAGUCAGUGCUUGAUAAACUGAAUAUAUGACUCUAUAAUUGAAAUACACAGUUCUUCAUAGCCCUGCUGGAGGUUAUGGAAACAAAAUUGGUGAAGUUGCAGAUAAAAGUUGGGUGUUAUCUACAUGAGAUUAGUUUAUUUCUCCAUUGUUCACAGGGUUAGGAUACAGGCUGAUAAAGGUGUUGACUUAAAGCAGGACCUGUAGAGGUGUGCACACCACAAGCUGUUCAUUGUUAUGGUUUAUUCAUCCCAGUGUUCUUUAAAUUCAGCUUUGUUAGUCUUUGAGCAGAGGGGAGCUAAUAAAUCCAUAAUCAGUAACAUUACAUUAACAGCCGUCUUUCUGUGCAGAAAUGAUAUCAUUGCAAAGCCUCACAAGAUAUUGUAUGUUUGUAUUUAAACUCACCUCGUUAAAUAAGGAUUUGAGCAUUUGUCUUUGCUGUGUAAAGUCCUGAUAAUUAAUGAUAAAAUUGGCCACAUUGUGCAGGCCUUUAUCUACUCAAGGAGAAAAUCCAUUUCAGCCCUUGGACUGGAACAGAUGGCUUGAAAUAUAAUGAUUACAAAAUCCUGACGUUAAAAUAGUUUAAUUACAAAGUCAAUAAUGCCUCCAUCUUGCCAGGGCUUCAAUGUAAAAACAACAGAAGGCAGAGUGCUAAAUUUGGGAGAAUGUUUAACCAGAACUUUGCAUUAGGAAGGGAGACUCCAUAUGUACCACAGCCAGUACAAAGAUCAACAGAUCCAGGGAAAUUAUGACCGGUGAGAGAUGGACAGAGAUGGUUUUAGUGCAAUAAUGUGUGCUUACCCGAGUCCUGACACAAGCAUAUUUACCACUCAUGCUUUUACAAUUAAUGGCACUCUU